AUGCAUUUCUCUAGUAUCUUCAAACAUCACAAGGAUAAGGCUGAGCAUAAGGAAGGUGAACAUACAGAAGGUGAGCAUAAGGAAGGUGAGCUUAAGGAAGAAGUGCAUAAGGACCACAAGAAGGACCAUCAUCACCAUCAUGAAAGACAACAUAUGGAUCCCAAUGUUCCCAAAGGGUUUGCCAAUGAUGCUAUGCGCUCUUCCAACAAGCCUGAUACUCUUUACGGUUUUGAUGAUCCAACCGCUAGACGUUUAGGUCCUGUUCCUAGCGAGGAUCCUACCAAUACCGGUGCUUAG
Mucor mucedo is the source of this 297-nucleotide messenger RNA. RefSeq lists its product as uncharacterized. The transcript has a single exon. Lineage: Eukaryota; Fungi; Mucoromycota; Mucoromycetes; Mucorales; Mucoraceae. The coding region runs from base 1 to 297 and encodes 98 amino acids. The record is from RefSeq and is a predicted model, not a curated record.